This is a messenger RNA of Melanotaenia boesemani (Boeseman's rainbowfish), 1051 nucleotides long. RefSeq lists its product as uncharacterized. The transcript has 5 exons. The record is from RefSeq and is a predicted model, not a curated record. NCBI's taxonomy places the organism in Eukaryota, Metazoa, Chordata, Actinopteri, Atheriniformes, Melanotaeniidae. The coding region runs from base 86 to 1051 and encodes 321 amino acids.
UGUGCAGGAAGCUAAAACCAGCUCAGUCCACCUCAACAGCUUCCUGAGAACAUAGAUCACACAUCCAUCAUCCUUUAACAACAAAAUGAAGACUCUGUGCUUGAUAUUUCUUUUACAUGCAAGUCUUCAGCUGCAGUGUGAUAAAAAUGAGAUCACAGCAUACAUUGGAGGGGAAUUCAUAAUUACCUGCAAGUAUGACACCAGAAGCUUCCUGUUCAGCAAAAAGUACUGGUGCCGAGGGACCUCCAGAAGCACUUGUGAGAUCUUGGUGGACUCAGAGGGUGUUGCCAGAACAGAAUAUACUCACAGGUCCCGCGUACUUGAUGCCAGAAGAGGGGGGGCUGUUGUGAAAGUGUCUAAUCUCCAGAAAGACGACUCAGGAGUGUUUUGGAUCGGGAUUGACAAGAUAUAUGCUGAUGUCAUGAUUUCAUUUACUGUGGUUAUUACUGAAGUUCCAGUCUCUAAACCCAGACUUUGGCCUUUGAACUCUCUGGCAGACAAGCCAACAUGUUGGGGAAAACCAGUGACUGUGCGCUGUGCUUGUGAAAAGGGGACUGGAGUUCAGUAUGCCUGGUAUCAGCACAUUGAACAAAAGGACUUCCUACUCCAGCACUCAUCAGAUUUGAGCCUACAUUGUGAUGCAGUGGAAAGAGACAGCAAGUAUUACUGCACUGCCCAUAAUGACGUAAGCAGUGAAGAAAGUGACGUCGUCUCUGUGCAGGUUCUGAUGCCCGCAGACAGGAACUGCAUAUAUGUUAUUAAUAUUCAGGGCCAACCAAAUUACGACUGUGCAGACAGAAUGAGCACAACCACCAUGACGACACCUCUGACAACCUGCCAAGCCCCCACGACAACCCAAUCUGACCAGAGAGACCAGUUUUUAAUUUUCAAUCAAACUGAUCAAGACAAUGCUUUUAGCAGAGCCUGGGCUGGGGUUCCUCUUUGGUACACACUGCUGCGCUGGAGUUCGCUUGCAUCCUUACUGGUGAUUCUGUUCAUAGUUCAUAGGUGCACAAAAACAGCUCACAAGGAAUGUGACUUAAGAUUAUAA